AUGUCGGACGAAUCGGGGAAGUCACCUUCAACUCCCAAUGUUCGUCAAGUGAAAGAAAUCUUAAGCGAAGAAACCAUUAUAGAAACUGAAACUGUUGAUGAAACAGUAGAACAUGAAAUUGACGUUUUAGACUCCGAAACUUCCGAAAAAAGUUCAACCUAUGUUGAAAAGAAAGAAACAUCGUCGAACAUCCCCCGUCGUAUUCAAGGAGCAACCAUACAAACUACCGAGCAGACAACAACUCAUACAAACGAUAAUACUCAAUCUUCAGAGAAUUCUAAAAUCCCAGUAAAAGAUAAUCCUGAAAUUUCGGAGAAGUCUGCUAAUGAGAUUAUUGAAACAUCCCCGAAUCCUCAAAAGAUUCAAUUCUCUGAACAAGAAAAACCAGAUCAUGAGGUUGUUCCUAAUUCCCCUAUUGUAGACUCAACUACAAGAACGAUACCUAAUAACGAAGUUAAGGCAAGCGAAGCUACAAAGAAAAAUAUAGACAUUGUAAAAGUCGCCGAACGAUAUCGCGUUGAUAUCAAUACUGCCAAACCUGCAGAAUCGAGAGGGUUGCAUGUGAACCAAAUUAAAGGUUUAUUGGAAGAGUAUGGUCAUAAUAUCCUUACACCCCCCAAAAAGAAACAUCCCAUCGUAAAAUACUUUGAAUGUUUAUUUACUUUAUUCAAUAAUAUAUUAAUGAUUGCGGGUGUUUUAAUGUACAUUUUAUUUGCUAUUGAUCAAAAAGAAAAUAAAUCCAGUACUUACCUUGGUGCUAUUUUCUUUGAGAUGGUAGACUCACAGAUCCAAGCAUCUACGCUAGUACGUGGUGACGUUGUUUUUGUAAAGAUGGGAGAUAAAGUUCCCGCUGAUUUACUGAUAUUCGCCGCAACUGAUAUGAAA
This is a messenger RNA of Funneliformis caledonium, 885 nucleotides long. NCBI's taxonomy places the organism in Eukaryota, Fungi, Glomeromycota, Glomeromycetes, Glomerales, Glomeraceae. The record is from the annotation of a GenBank genome assembly.